Messenger RNA from Penicillium digitatum Pd1, 723 nucleotides. RefSeq lists its product as uncharacterized. Lineage: Eukaryota; Fungi; Ascomycota; Eurotiomycetes; Eurotiales; Aspergillaceae. The record is from RefSeq and is a predicted model, not a curated record.
AUGGGCAACAAGAUCUCCGCGGUACACGGCGUGAAGUCAGACCAUUUCUACGACCAAGGAAACGCCGUCAACGAGAUAUGGGUGGGCGACGUUGAAGUCAUUUCGCGUUUACCCUUCGGCGAUUCCGACCUUGAGCAGGCCGGCUGGCCUAAGGGAGACUUCCCAAAGAUCCCGUGGCAUCAUUUCAUUAUCCCAAUGCAAAAGCGAGACGAAGCCAGCAACAUGACUGCCAGUGUCCCCUCAUGCGCUAAGACGAUUACUUGUGAUACUUGCCAAGACUGGCUACCAAAGCAUGGGUACCUGGGCAUGUACACGAGCAUCUCCUCAUCUGCUGCGUAUUUCAUCGGGGCGUUGUUCCUUAUCGUCGCUUUCGGCACGUACCUGUAUUUUAUGUCGGGUGUCGUCACUUCUUUUUUCAAUUGGCAAUAUCUACGGGAGGCGUCACAUCUUUACCCAGAUCCAGCCGCGAUCAGGCGUAUGGCUAAGCACAACCUUUGGGUUGACCUCGGCGAACUAUUCAUAGUGGGUGCUCUUUCUAUCCUCUGUUUGGUGCUGGGCGUGCCUGCUGUCGCUGCUGGCACAAGCAAAAUGAAUGCUGCCGCAUUCGUUUUGAUGAAUGGGCUUGCGAGUGGUAUUGUUGGUGUCACCGGCCUCUUCGUGAUCCCAUUUGCCUUGCUGUGGUGGACAAAAAAGCCACGCAACGUGAAUCCCAUCGCUUCGUGA